CAUAUUAUAGGUAGCGUUCGGUAUACUUACGAAGAUCCGUGUAUUUGUUUAUGUACUUGUAAAAGUGGUGUAUUAGUAAUCGGGAAGGUAAACAACUCAGUAAUUAUAAUAUAAACACGUUCUUAGAAUUGGGGGCAAGUUGUUGUUUUUUACAAAGAAACCAAAUACUCAAAGAAGUUAAACAAUGUUAAAGGCUUUGCUAUGUACCUUGCUAGCUGUUGUUGCUGUAGGAUCAAUCAGCUACAAAGAUGUUAUUAUGGAAGAAUGGGAAUCCUUUAAGAUUCAUCAUGGUAAGCAGUACAAUGAUGAAACUGAAGAACAGUUUCGCUUGAAGAUUUAUAUGGAAAACAAACGAAAAAUUGCUUAUCACAACCAGAAGUUUGCAAAAGGGUUGUUUACAUAUAGUGUGAACAUGAACAAAUAUGGAGAUUUGCUUCAUAGUGAGUUUGUUAAAAUUAUGAAUGGCUUGAAACGGAACUAUUGUGACCUCCAAGCUGUCCUGUAUAGAAAUACAACCACCUAUCUUAGUCCUGCUAAUGUGGUAUUACCCAAAGAGGUUGAUUGGAGAAAGCAUGAUUAUGUGACUCGUCAAGGACAGUGUGGGUCUUGUUGGUCAUUCAGUGCUACUGGAGCAUUAGAAGGGCAGCACUACCAUAAGACUGGUCAAUUGGUGUCUCUGAGCGAGCAAAACCUGAUUGACUGUUCAACUAAGUAUGGUAAUGAGGGCUGCAAUGGUGGACUGAUGGAUCAAGCAUUUCAGUAUAUCAAGGACAAUCAUGGUAUUGACACUGAGAAGUCCUAUCCCUAUGAAGCUCAGGAUGAUAGAUGCAGGUUUCAUAAGAAGACUGUGGGAGCUACAGAUACUGGUUUUGUGGAUUUGCCACAUGGAGAUGAGAAAAAGCUUCAGGAAGCUGUAGCCACUGUGGGACCUGUUUCUGUUGCAAUUGAUGCUAGCCAUGAAUCAUUCCAGUUUUAUUCCUCAGGAGUGUAUGAUGAACCAGAAUGUAGUAGUGUGGAACUAGAUCAUGGAGUUCUGGUAGUUGGAUAUGGUGAAAAUGAACAGGGCCUUGAGUACUGGCUUGUUAAAAACAGUUGAAACACAACCUGGGGUGAUCAAGGUUAUGUAAAAAUGAGAAGGAACAAGAACAAUCAAUGUGGAAUUGCCAGUCAAGCCAGCUAUCCUCUGGUGUAGUAGUAAUAAUACAGGUUGGAAUGACAUUCUGAAUGAAGCUGCAUUUAUGGUGCUUAUAUAGUUUUAUAUCAACAAACAUUUAAAUAAAAUUAUAAAGCUUUACAAUUUUUCUUUACAAAUCUUAACUUUAGAUGCUAACUUUUAUACAAAAAAUUUUUUGUUCCAUCAGUUCCUGAAGCUGAAGAUGUAGACAUGCUAAAUAAUAAGGUACAGUACUAAUUCUAUCAAUAAAGCUUUUUGUACAUCUUCUGCAUGGAAGCAAGUUAUUUAAAUGAACUAUUGUCAAUUGUUUUUAUGAAACAUUUACAUGUAAUUUAGGGUUACUUUCUUCUAAACUUUCACAUUAGUCACUGUUCCACAACAUGUAAACAAAGUAAUUAUUGUAUUUUGGCACUUGUGUAUAGAGUUAAAAUAAAUAAUAUUCAACGUUAAAACUGGUACACAAUUAAAAACAAUUCAUUUAGGCCUAUCUAUCUAUGGGCUUCAAAAAGUUGACAACUACAUGUUUCGACAUUGCAACAUCAUCCUCAG
Limulus polyphemus (Atlantic horseshoe crab) is the source of this 1723-nucleotide messenger RNA. Its product is annotated as cathepsin L-like. Gene Ontology annotation, molecular function: cysteine-type endopeptidase activity. The record is from RefSeq and is a predicted model, not a curated record. Gene Ontology annotation, cellular component: lysosome. NCBI's taxonomy places the organism in Eukaryota, Metazoa, Arthropoda, Merostomata, Xiphosura, Limulidae. Gene Ontology annotation, biological process: immune response.